AGGAGCGGCGGCCGCGCGGCUCCUCGCCGCCGCCGAUGGAGGCGAGCCUGACGUGCGCCGUGUGCCUGUCGCUGCUGGAGGAGCCGGUGACGCUGCCGCUGUGCUCGCACAACUUCUGCCGGGGCUGCGUGCUCGAGUGCCUGGCCUCGGCCGAGGCCGCCCGCCUGCGGCAGCUGCAGCGGGGCCCGGAGCAGGCCCGCCCGGGCCGGGGGGCGCUGGGGCCGGGCCCGCCCUGCGCUCGGGUGCCGUGCCCGCUGUGCAGGAAGCUGUGCCUGCUGCCCCGCGGCGGCGUCGCCGCCCUGCCCGUCAACACCACCCUGGCCGAGGUGGUCAAGCUCUACCGGUCGGGCGCGGCGGGCGCCGCCAAGGCCGGGGAGGCGGCGCUGGGGCCGAGGCCGGGGUCAGACUUGCUGUCUCCGCUGGCGUUCGGGGGAAGCUGCCACAAACACCCGAGCCGGCCGGUGCAGCUCUACUGCCGCAUGUGUCGUCAGGCAGGGUGCGGGCAGUGCGUCUCCGAGGAGCACCAGGGCAUCUUCCACUCCGUCAACCUUAUAGACACGGUGUACCAGGAAGAAAAAUUGACCUUCUUCAGCACUCUGAAACAAAUGAGAAUAAUAAAUGAGAAGCUGAUGAAUGAGAUCUCAAAACGACCGAACGAUACGGAUAUGAUGCUGAAAAACGAUGUGGAGAUAAUUGAGCUGAAAUUUGGAGAAAUUUUCAAAACUCUAGAAAUGAAAAAACAGCAAUUACUAGAGGAUGUUGAAAAUCAAAGAGGUAAAAAAGAGAAAGAAUUUCAGAUUUGGAAGAAAAUGAAAGAAACUCACAAGAAGACCAUUGAGAAUUUUUUGAAGGAUUGUGAAAAGCUUGUCCAUGAGUGUGAUCCUCAGCGUUUCCUGGAGGUUGCCUGUGGCUUGAAUACAAG
This is a messenger RNA of Empidonax traillii (willow flycatcher), 922 nucleotides long. RefSeq names its product tripartite motif-containing protein 59-like. Lineage: Eukaryota; Metazoa; Chordata; Aves; Passeriformes; Tyrannidae. The record is from RefSeq and is a predicted model, not a curated record. The transcript is spliced from 4 exons. Gene Ontology annotation, molecular function: zinc ion binding. The annotation marks the transcript as partial.